Caenorhabditis bovis is the source of this 633-nucleotide messenger RNA. The record is from the annotation of a GenBank genome assembly. NCBI's taxonomy places the organism in Eukaryota, Metazoa, Nematoda, Chromadorea, Rhabditida, Rhabditidae.
AUGAUUACGAGUAUUCUACUAAUUGCACUGUUAUCAAGCGUUCGUGCGAGAUUCAUCGGCGAAGGCAAUGUGGUUGAGAUUGUCGCAUUCGGUGAAGGAAGAUGCAGAGACACGACAUAUUGGUUUAAACACCAUCUACUGCCAAUGUGGAAAAUUUUUGGCUCAUCUGGUCGAAUCAAUCUGACAUACCAUCCUUAUGGUCUCAAAACGAUGUGCAUUGAUACCGAAAAUGGGGAUAUUAGUUGUAAAUGCCAUCACGGAGAUCGCGAAUGUUUACUUAACCAACUUCAAUCAUGUGUGAUUGAUGCUCUUCCGAGAACCGAAGAUCAUCUGCCGUACGUUGGGUGCAUUCAAGGCAAAGAAAAUGCAACUGUCGCUGGAAAUGAGUGCUUCAAUCAGCCGGGAUUGAGCAGAAAACAAAUGAUGGAAUGUGCGACGGGAAGAAAAGGGAAGAAGCUCUUCUGGGGCCACGAAGCGGCAAAAUUGGAAUAUGCUCCAGAUAAUUAUUGGGUUCCAUGGGUCAUAAUUAACGGAAAAAGAAUAAAGGAAGGAGAGAGCGAUUUAUGGCAAUUGCUUUGCGAUAGAUUCCUUCACCCGCGACCAAUCGAAUGUCCUCGACGAUCGUUCUAUUAA